AUGUUGCAACAUAACGUCAACCUUGUGUGCUGGAACGUGAGAGGGCUAAAUAACCCCUCGCGCCAGGCUGCGGUUCGUGACCUCAUCCGCGACACCCACGCCACCAUCAUCUGCAUCCAGGAAACUAAGCUGCAGGUUGUCGAUGACCGCCUCAUCCGGGACCUGCUCGGUCACUGUUUCUCCGCCAACUUCGCCGUGCUGCCGGCGGCAGGCACUAGAGGGGGUAUGCUUUUGGCGGCCUCCGAAGACUUCUUCACGAUCUCCAACGUGCACCUCUCGGCUCACUCGAUCACGGUCACCGUCACCAUGCGUAGCAAGGGGGCAAUGUGGUCCCUUACGUCGGUCUACGGGCCACAGGGUGACCAGGAAAAGCUCCUCUUCAUUGAGGAACUCAAGCUUCUGCAGCCGGUCGUCAAAUCGGAGUGGAUCCUUCUCGGGGAUUUCAAUCUCAUCGCUAAAGCUGUGGACAAGAAUAACACGAACAUCAACCGUCGUCUCAUAGGCAAAUUCAGGGGUGCUCUCGACGUCCUGCAGCUCAAAGAAAUAAACCUUGGUGGCCGCCGCUUCACCUGGUCCAAUGAGCAAGAGAACCCUGUGCUCACCAAGACCGACCACGUCUUCUGUUCCGACGAUUGGGACAUGAUGUUUCCAAAUGCCCUCCUCUUGGCGGUGCCCAUGCUGUGCUCGGAUCAUGCCUCGCUCUUCCUGCAAGGGGCGACGCCCAGCUGUCGCAGGCCUUCUUUCAAGUUUGAGGAACUCUGGCUGCGCGUUCCUAGCUUCCAUGAGACGGUUGCUCUUGCGUGGAACAAACCCGUUCGCUCCUCCGACGCUCUUUGCAUAAUCCACAUCAAGCUCAGCCGCACGGCGAAAGCCCUCAAGAUCUGGCAACGGGAGCGGUUUGGGGUUCUUGAUAAUCAGAUCGCUAUCAUCAAGGAGGCAGACAAGGAAAAGGAGCUGCACUCGCAUUUCCAGGGUCACUUUGGUGUGGCCACUACGAGAUCCACCUCAUUCGACUGGGCCUCGUUUGGGUAUCAGGCGGCCGACUUGUCCGCCCUCGACGCUGACUUCACUGAAACAGAGAUUAAGGAGGCGGUGUUCUCCAUCCCCUCGGUCAAAGCUCCUGGGCCGGAUGGCUUCAUCGGCGCCUUUUUCAAGUCAUGCUGGGAGAUUAUCAAGGGCAAUGUGGUCGCCGCCAUCAUGCGGAUGGCCGAUCUGAGGGGGAAUUGCAUGCACCUGCUCAACUCCGCCAACAUUAUUCUCCUUCCCAAGAAGCCGGACGUGGCGAGGGUCAGCGACUACAGGCCCAUCAGUUUGAUCCAUAGCAUGUCCAAGAUUUUCUCCAAGCUUCUGGCUCUGCGUUUAGCCCCAGAACUGGGAACUCUGGUAUCUUGCUGCCAGAGCGCGUUCAUUAAAAGGCGAUGCAUUCACGACAACUUCCUCUUUGUCCAGAACGCCAUUAAAGCGCUGCACGGAUCUCGCACGCCUAGCCUCUUCCUGAAGCUUGACAUUUCCAAGGCCUUUGACUCUGUCGACUGGGCCUUCCUCCUCGAGGUGCUUGAGCACUUGGGCUUUGGGCAGCGUUGGAGAGACUGGAUUUGUCUCUCCUUUGCCUCGGCCUCUUCGCGUGUCCUCCUGAAUGGUUGCCCGGGGACUCCCUUCUUACACCGCCGGGGACUGCGGCAGGGGGACCCCCUGUCGCCCAUGCUCUUCAUCUUUGCAAUUGACCCGCUCCAGGUCAUUCUCCACCGGGCGGAGGAGGUUGGCCUUUUACAGCCCGUGGGUGCUCCCCCAAUUCGCUGCAGGAUCUCCUUGUACGCCGAUGACGCCAGCAUCUUUGCCAAUCCUCUCAAGGAGGAGAUUGCCACCAUUUCGGCCAUCCUGCAGCGUUUCGGGGACGCGAGCGGCCUCAUCACGAACGUGUCGAAAUCCGAGGCCUUCCCGAUUAGGUGUGAGGGGGUCGAUUUGGCCCACGUCCUGGAGGACUUCCCCGCGACGAUCGCCACCUUCCCUGGUAAAUAUCUUGGCUUGCCUCUCCACUUCCGUAAGCUGCACAAGAUCGACUUCCAGCCCCUCAUUGACAAGGUUGGCGGUCGCCUCAAGGGUUGGAAGGGUAAGAACCUCUCUCGGGCGGGCCGUGUCACGCUUGCCAAGGCAGUGCUGACAUCCACAGCGACCUACCAUCUCUCUGUGAUCAAGCUCCCGAAAUGGGUCAGGGUUAAGCUAGAUCGGAUCUCGAGGAGUUUCAUCUGGAAGGGCGACGACAGUGAGACGGCGGGCGGCGGACACUCGCUCGUCAACUGGAAGACGGUAUGUCGGCCGAAGCCCCUUAGUGGCCUGGGAAUCACGGACAUUGAGCGUUUUGGGCGUGCCCUAAGACUACGCUGGCCAUGGCUCAAAUGGACCGAGCCGGACAGGCCUUGGGUGGGUUCCUGCCUGCCUUGCGACAACACGGAUAUGGCUCUGUUCCGGGCGUCUACUAGGAUCACGGUGGGAGAUGGGCACACGGCACAAUUCCGGCUCGAUAAUUGGUCUGGCGAGGGGGCCUUCUGUUCCCGGGCCCCUGAACUUUUCAAGAUCGCGUCUCGGAAGAACAGAUCUGUUUAUAAGGAAUUGCUCAACGGGAACUGGAUCAGAGCCGUCGGUCGCCUGUCCUCCCUCCAGCAACUGCGUGAUUUCUUGGACCUGGCUAGGAUCGUCAGUUCCACCGUCCUUGAUCCCAACCGGCCGGACUCUAUCACCUGGAUUUGGACCUCCGAUGGCGCCUACUCCUGCCGCUCAGCUUACUUGGCCCAAUUCAUGGGCUCUCACCCACGCUUCAUGACUGCUAAAAUCUGGGAGGCUUUCGCUGAACCCAAAUGCAAAGUUUUCUCUUGGCUAAUCCCGCAGAAUCGCAUCCUCACGGCCGAUCGCCUCGCCAUUCGGGGAUGA
Brachypodium distachyon (stiff brome) is the source of this 2928-nucleotide messenger RNA. RefSeq lists its product as uncharacterized. Gene Ontology annotation, molecular function: catalytic activity. The transcript is spliced from 2 exons. Lineage: Eukaryota; Viridiplantae; Streptophyta; Magnoliopsida; Poales; Poaceae. Bases 1 to 2928 code for a protein of 975 amino acids. The record is from RefSeq and is a predicted model, not a curated record.